Actinia tenebrosa (Australian red waratah sea anemone) is the source of this 1749-nucleotide messenger RNA. RefSeq lists its product as uncharacterized. The record is from RefSeq and is a predicted model, not a curated record. NCBI's taxonomy places the organism in Eukaryota, Metazoa, Cnidaria, Anthozoa, Actiniaria, Actiniidae.
UCUUUACGAAUAACGUAAUACAGAAUUUUAUCAUGUAAGAGGAUGUACGCAGUACGUGGAAAAAAAAAUGUGUGUAUUUUCUGAUGGUUUUCACUAAGAUUGUCAGGAUUUUUCAAUAUUUGUAUGCUCGUGCUUCAUUGACAAGUCAUCCUUAUUACAAUAUCAACAGGCAAUUCAUUAGCAGUAUGUCACAGUCAAGUGUGACGUUGUUUGUCGUUGGUGACGUCAUGUUGGGCCGUGGUAUUGACAUGAUAUUACCACAUCACAAUGAUCCAGUACUGUAUGAAAGCAAUGGUCUUGACGCAUAUGAUUAUGUGUACUUGGCAGAGAAACAAAAUGGUCCUAUCCCGCCGGCAUCUGAGAGGGGCGUGUCUUACAUAUGGGGUGAUGCUAUCCAGAUACUAGAGGACAAGAAACCUGAUAUCAGGAUCAUUAAUCUGGAGACAUCAGUAACAACAUGUAGUUCACCUUGGCCAAUGAAAGGAAUAAACUACCGUAUGCAUCCUGGCAACAUUGAUGUCAUCAAGGCUGCAAAGAUUGACUGUUGCAUCUUGGCAAACAACCAUGUUGCAGAUUGGGGCUUUGAAGGGCUAAACUCUACUCUAACAACAUUGAAGGAUGGAGGUAUAAAGURUGCUGGUGCAGGACGAGACCAAGAGGAGGUGGAAUCUCCUGCGAUCUUCGAGGUGCCUGGCAAGGGAAGGGUGAUUGUGUUUGCUGCAGGACAUCACUCCAGUGGGGUACCUGAUUCCUGGCAUGCUUCCAGCACCCAUGGAGGAGUUAACAUCAUUGAAAUAUACAAGCCAAAAAAGGCUGUAUCUGAAUUACAUCAGUUGGUUAAAAAAUACAAACAACAGAAUGAUAUUGUGGUUCUCUCUAUUCACUGGGGCGGCAACUGGGGAUUCGAUAUUGACCCAGCAUUUAAGAAAUUUGCAUAUGCAGCGAUAGACAAUGCCGACAUUGAUUUGAUUUAUGGUCACUCAUCUCAUCAUGUCAAGGGGCUCGAGGUAUACCAUAAUAAGCUAAUCAUAUAUGGCUGCGGAGAUUUCUUGGAUGACUAUGAGGGAAUAACAGGGUACGAGCAUUUCAGAGAUGAUCUUGCAUUAAUGUAUUUUGUGGAAAUCAACCCUGCAACUGGUAAACUUGGUGGUCUCAAAAUGGUUCCAACCCAGACCAAACACCUGAGAGUAAAUAAUGCACCUGAAGAAGGUAUUGAAUGGUUGCAUGAGACAAUGAAAAGAGAAUGCAAGAAACUGGGAAGUCUUGUUGAAAGAAAUGGAAAUGAACUACACUUGGUGCUAUGAAGCUGUAAAAUGUGUGCUUAACUACAGAUCAUAAUAUAAACUGUGCUGGAUYGAUAUCUAAUUAGCCAGCGUUCAACCUUAUGCCUUAAAAGGUAAUACCUGUAUUUACAACUUUUCCAUAUUGCAAGUUUUUUUUUUAUUUGGCAUCUUUUAGCACUCUACAAGCUACAAGUUUUUUUCAAGUAUGCUUGAUAAUUUAGAACAGGUCUAAAAGUAAGAGGCUAUUUAUAAGCUAAAAAUGUUAAAUUAUAAAUAGCUAUUUAGCAAUUAGUCCUCGAGCCCAAAUGGUCUGGGUCAGUUGCUGAUAUUGAAAUUAAUUGAUAUCGAGCUUUGCAUUAUUAAAUUAGCAUUACGAAAGUGUAUCAAAGCUGUUAACAGCAACUGAAUAAAGAGCUAUAUUUUAAGAGUCUGCUAUUUCCAUAAUAAAAAGUCAAAAAAACUUUUA